This is a messenger RNA of Papilio polytes (common Mormon), 2130 nucleotides long. RefSeq lists its product as uncharacterized. The record is from RefSeq and is a predicted model, not a curated record. Lineage: Eukaryota; Metazoa; Arthropoda; Insecta; Lepidoptera; Papilionidae. The coding region runs from base 64 to 1764 and encodes 566 amino acids. The transcript is spliced from 12 exons.
ACGGUAUCUGUAUACUCGGGGAACUCUAACUCGAGUUCAGAUCGAGAUAUCUUAGAUCUGUCGAUGCCGGACAAGAACUCUAUGACGGAAGUCUGCUACGUCUGCGGAGAUGAAUACAAACGAGGCACACUAUGUAAUCUUAACACCAAGGAACCUAAGGAUAAAAUGAACAAACAGCCGUACUUCCCCAUCUUCGGGGAGCAGCACCCGCGGCCGCCGCGCUCGCGGCCCAAGGACGCGCAGGGCACGGUGCGCGCCUGCGCCGCCUGCCACCACCACCUGCUGCAGCAGUGGAACACCUACCAGACACGGGGCGUGUCCGCGCACGAGCGGGUGUACACGCUGCGCACGCGGCCGCCGUCGCUGCUGCCGCCGUCGCCGCUCAGCCUGGCGUCCUCGGGCGACAAGUCGCUGGCGGCGGCGGCGCGCUCGCCCUCGCUGGAGCGCCCCCCCAGCCAGGCCACCGCCAGCUUCGUGUGCUACGUGUGCGGCGUGCCCGCGCCCUCCAGCCAGCUGCGCCUCGUCUACUGCUGCCCCAACCCCGAGCGCGAGCCCUACUACCCCUUCAUUACUGGCCUCAAGCCGCACUCUGAUGCCAGCCCUAUCAGUCCACAAGGCAUGGUUCAGAUAUGCGCGUCCUGCUACAAGAGCAUCCCGCUCAAGUACCCGGCGUACGGAGAAAACGGCGAGCCCAACGCCGCGCACAAUAACUCGCAUGCUAAUAAUAUUAGGUUUAAGCCAUACGAUAUGAAGAGUUCGAGUCAGUCGAAGCGGCCGUCCAACGCGCUGUCGAGCAGUCCCCACUCACAGAUAGUGUCCGGAGAGAACGGCAUGGGACUGUACAGGUGUUACGUAUGCGCGGGUCUAUUCCCGCAGCAGUCUAUGGAGUGGCUGUCGACGACUGCGGAGUACAUGAACUCGCACGCGAUGCACUUCCCCUGCCUGGUGUCUGCGGGGGCGGGGGGCGGCGCGCGGGGCGGCCGCGUGCUGGCUUGCUCCCGCUGCGUGAGGCAUCUCGCAAGACAGUGGGAGCUGAUGGACGCGGAGAGAGUGCCACUGGAACAUAGAAGAUAUAAUAUCCCGUCGCCGCUGCCGUCGAACUCGUCGCUGAACGGCGAGCGAGUGAUCCCCACCCCGCCCUCCACCACCUCUGACAGGACCGUGGCUAGUAAUAGUGUUUGUACGUCGAUAUACUGCUUCCUGUGCGGGCUGCACUCGGACUUCACGCUGGCGCGCAUCCUGUACGGGCAGCCGCAAGGCAACGCGCCGUACUUCCCCUGUCUACUCACGCACCAGGAAUUUCCAUUUUUAGUUCAAAGGCGGACGGAGAAUUCAUUAUUAUUAGAAAAUGGCGACUACGCAGUAGUCUGCUUAGACUGUUAUGAAAGUUUAAGGACGCAAGCGCAGGACUACGAGCGGCGCGGCGUGCCAGUGGAGAAGCGCGAGUACAACUGGCUCCAGCAGCCGCCGCCGCCCGAGGACAGCGCUGACGUCACCAUCGCCAGGCUUCCCUCCGGCGACAGAUCCGACAAGCUGAUCCCGCAGUCGCUGGUGGUGUCGCGGAGCGCGGCCAAGCGCAACAGCCCCAAGCACUGCGCCGCGCCGCCCGACCGCCGCGCGCACAAGCCGGACAAGGAGCAAGGUGUUAGCGCGAACAAGAUCGCCAAGCGAACGGAGCUCGCGCCGAACAAGGGGGGCCCGUUCGCGGCGGCGCUUCGCACGCUAGCUAAGAACGCGGGCCCCGACACUAAGGACGGUGAGUAGACCGCUGAUCACCCCUCCAACCUCACCACUUGGCAGAGUUACAGUGAACUUGUAAUAACUUGAAUAUGCUCAGAAAUACUUAACAUUGAAUAUCUAUUUACUUAAGCAGUUGAACAUUUUAUAUUAUGUUUUGUAUACUCUAACGUAACAUGUUUUAUUUUAAAUUAUAUGCCAUUAUAACUUUACUAGCUUUCGCCUGCGAUUUUAUCUGUGCGUAAUUAAAAAUAACUUAGUCAAUAGACGAUGUGUUCUUGCAGUGUCUUAUCUGUGACAAAUAUCAUCGAGUCCGGUUUAGCCGUUUUAGAGAUAUGUAGUAACAAACAUCCAUACAUCUAAACUUUCCCAUUUGUAUUAGUAAGAUUCAUC